Hevea brasiliensis (rubber tree) is the source of this 1512-nucleotide messenger RNA. Its product is annotated as DNA damage-repair/toleration protein DRT100. The coding region runs from base 308 to 1402 and encodes 364 amino acids. The record is from RefSeq and is a predicted model, not a curated record. The transcript has a single exon. Gene Ontology annotation, molecular function: protein binding. NCBI's taxonomy places the organism in Eukaryota, Viridiplantae, Streptophyta, Magnoliopsida, Malpighiales, Euphorbiaceae.
GGAGACUCACAAUUUCACUCAUACGUCCUUGUAUCUUAUCUUUAUAAGUUGUUCAACCAUCAAUUCUAUGAGAUAGAUAAACAAACCUGUAAUUAUCCAGGACCAUCAUUUUGGGGAAGCGGCAGAGCUUCGGAACUUAGGGGCAAAUCCGUCACGAAAGAAUGCAUAUAUAUACCACGACAACGUUGUCAGGUCCUGCACAUGUUUCACAUCUCACCUGAGCUUAAACUCUCGGUCAACUCUAUUUCGUCACUCAUUGUAGAGACAGAAACCUUCCGUAGAAAGAGAGAGAAACUACACAAAAACCAUGGCCGCAUUCUUAUAUAUUACGUUAAUGGUGUUUUUAGCCACUGUUUACACUGUUAAUAGCUGCCCACCGUCGGACCGCGCUGCUCUGCUGGCCUUCAAAGCAGCACUCCACGAGCCUUAUUUGGGCAUCUUCAAUUCUUGGACCGGCACCGACUGCUGUUAUAAGUGGUAUGGCGUCAGUUGCGACCCAGAGACCCAUCGGGUCGCAGAUUUAAACCUCCGAGGUGAGUCCGAAGAUCCCAUCUUUCGAAAAGCUGGCAGGUCCGGUUAUAUGACUGGUACAAUCUCUACUUCCAUCUGCAAGCUAGAGCGCCUCUCGAGUCUUAUAAUUGCAGAUUGGAAAGGGAUAUCCGGGGAGAUCCCGCUGUGCAUCACUUCACUUCCAUUUCUAAGGAUUCUUGAUUUGAUUGGGAAUCGGCUCUCUGGUGAUCUUCCUGCUGAUAUAGGGCGAUUACAAAGAUUAACUGUGCUGAACGUCGCCGAUAAUCUUAUAUCCGGUGAGAUCCCGCGUUCUUUGACGAAUCUCUCCAGCAUGAUGCACCUGGAUUUGCGUAGCAACCGAAUCUCGGGCCCACUUCCUGUAAACUUCGGGCGUCUCAGAAUGUUGAGCCGUGCUUUGCUUAGCCACAAUUAUAUUAGCGGGUCAAUACCCAGUUCUAUUUCGAAUAUUUACCGUCUUGCCGAUUUGGAUCUUUCGUUGAACAGACUAUCGGGCACUAUACCUCCUUCUCUGGGUAGAAUGGCCGUAUUAGCGACACUAAAUCUGGACGUUAACAAGCUUUCAGGGGUUAUACCAGCAAGCUUGUUCAAUUCGGGUAUUAGCAAUUUGAAUCUAAGCAAGAACGCAUUUGAAGGAUAUUUACCGGAUGUUUUCAGCGUGAGAUCCUACUUUACGGUUCUUGAUUUAUCGUAUAAUGGUUUUCGGGGGCCAAUACCAAAAUCUUUAUCAGCAGCAUCGUAUAUAGGGCACUUGGAUCUGAGUCACAACCACCUAUGCGGGAAAAUUCCGGCAGGUGCUCCGUUCGAUCAUCUUGAAGCGUCAUCGUUUGCUUAUAAUGAUUGCCUUUGCGGAAAACCGCUUAGAGCUUGCUGAAUAAUGCAUCAGCCGAGACGAUGUGAGAUUUGGUAAUUUGUUUGUAGUAAUAUGUAACAGUAAAAGGGUUUGUGUAUCUACGUUGCUAUGAAAAUUAAACGUUUUAUGCA